CUUCCUUCACUCCCUUUGCCUUGUCAGUUUGAGUGUGAGUCACUUGGCGCUCUUGCUCAGAUUCUCGUCACUGAAAAGCAGAUGAAGUUCAGGAUAAGUACAGUGCAACAAUUUCAAGUGUCUGGAUCCUCUGACCAGGACAAAAAGAGCUCGAGAGCACCGUCCUCUGGCCAAAAAGAAGACAUCCAAGGAUUCUGGUGGAUUACUGUGUCAACUUCAUGUAAUCCUUCCCUUUAUUCAAGGAGCGCAGACAUUUCUUUGUGUACCUUUUCUGUGAACUCUUCACAGCACCUACCGCCAAAAGCAUGUCAACAAAAAUGACUUUAUAGCCACUGACUGCACUGCAUUCAGAAUAAAUAAAAGCGACAUAAAGCAUGGAGGCUUCAAGUGCUGCUCAUGCAGGGACUUCCCCCUCUACACCCAUAUUCCCCAUCUCCCCUACUCCCUCCUAUCACAGCUACUUGCAGUUCUUCUGGGAGUACCAAGACAAUUCUGUCCUUGUGGAGCAUUACAACUACACCGACAAGCUGCAGAAAGACCGCUACCGUGAAGGGCUCAAACCUGAGGGCAUAGCAUUCCUGGUGGUGUGUCUCCUCAUUGUCCUGGAGAACGCUGUGGUUCUCAUUGCCAUUUGGAGGAACAAGAAGUUCCACCUGCCCAUGUAUUACCUGCUGGGAAACUUAACUCUGUCUGAUCUGCUGGCCGGGAUUACGUACAUGGCCAACAUCAUCAUGUCUGGACCUAAUACUCUAAAACUGACACCAUUGUUGUGGUUCAUCAGGGAGGGAGGAGUCUUCAUCACUCUGGCUGCCUCCGUAAUUAGUCUGCUAGCCAUUGCAAUUGAACGCCAUGUUACUAUGGUGACUAUGAGGCCAUACCAUGGAGCAAAGCGGGGACGAAUGCUGGCACUGAUUGGUGCAAGUUGGGCCCUGGCAGGGUUUUUAGGAGUGCUCCCAAUUUUGGGAUGGAACUGCAUCCAUAGACUGGACCAGUGUUCAAUUGUGCUCCCUCUUUAUGCAAAGAGCUACAUCCUCUUCUGUGUUUCUGUGUUCAGUGCAGUGCUCCUGGCCAUUGUGGUCCUUUAUGUAAGAGUUUUCCGCAUUGUCCGCUCCAACACACAGCGUCAGAGGCUGGGUCUUUCGGGCAGCAUGAGGAAGGGCUUAGCAAGGAAGUCACAGAAGUACAUUGCCCUCCUCAAGACAGUCACCAUUGUGCUAGGCGUCUUCAUUGCCUGUUGGCUGCCCCUCUUCCUCCUCCUGCUCUUGGAUUUUUUCUGCCCCACCCGCAGUUGUCGCCUGCUCUACAAGGCUGAUUACUUCCUGGGAGUAGCCAUGGUCAACUCGCUCCUCAACCCCAUCAUCUACACUCUGACCAGUAAGGACAUGAGGAGAGCUAUUCUGAGGCUGCUAUGUCGGCCAUGUCUGAUGACCAGAGACGGCAAGGUGAAGAAGAUUGGGAUGCCAUUCCUGGAGUGCAGUUUCAGUAAAACUGAGGUGGCGUCCCAGAAGCUAGAGGGUGGACUGGAGACGACCAUUUCCUCUGGGAACGUUAUCACCACUCCAUCUCCUAUCAAGGCCCUUUACCCCAAACUCUUCAAGUCAUAAGGACUGACUGAGUUCAUAAGUGUGUGAAUGUGUUUCCACUGAGAGGACAUGUAGCACAUCUACAGCAAAGAAGAAGUUGUGGUGUUCUCACCUUUACCUGUAAGACGUGGUGCGAUUACUACAAUAUAACCACAUGAAAGAACUGUAUGUGAGGAUGCCACUCAAAUGUGAAAAAGCAAACAGCCUUUUUUGUGAGUACAUCCUAGUGAUGAGUCUCCUUAACUAAUUUGCACUGAAAUGUCACAAUGAAUGGAAAGAGCAGCCUUUGAUUCAAUUUUCUGCAUGUUUUCAAGUCUACAGUGAGACUUCUGUAGACACAAAGAUUAUUGAGACUGAAAAAAUGAAACAUUGUCUCCCAGAUUUGCUGGGUUAAUGUUGAACAUUGCCGUUGCAGUUUGUUACUGAAGUGCCUUAAACACAGCACCAACACUUCUACUAUGUGCAGUGCUCAACUUGUGCAUCUGCAGAUGCCUGGAUUUCGCUGGUUCGAAAGCCCCAUGGUGUGCUAGAUUACUUCAGCACAGAGAAUUGCUACACCUACCUGUGUACGUGAGGCAGGGAGUGUUGCAGGGAGACAUAAAGAUAACAGGAAAGAGAGAGGUCUUAUUUACUUUUACUGCUCUUACAAACACAGCUCAGUGGAGAAUGCUGUGGUUUAUUUGUGGGUGGGAGACACAACACUGAAAUCCCCCACCGUUUUGAAAUGACAAAUGGUUUACCUAUCUGACGCCAAGCGAAAAUUUUUGAGGUUGGAGUCUGAUAUUUUUAAAUGUCAGUCUGACAUCUGCAGGAAAACUGCUACAGGAACCAAAAAAUGACAUGACAUGCUGAUAGUUUACCUCAGAAAUCAAAUCAGCUGCAACUACAUCACUUGUAAGUAAAGCCCAAUAAAUUAUUACUUCAAAGAUUUAUAUUUCAACUUGUAAAUAGAGCUGGAGAUAUAAUCAAUUCAUCAUCCAGCUGCAUCAGGACUUUAAGGACAGGAAUAUGCCUGCACUUGUAAACUCAAUCAUGCAGAAACAAGCCAGUUAUUCCACUUCUUUCCUUCACUAUGCAUUGUCUUGACGGAAUAUUUCCAGUUAUAGUUUAAGGUACUGAAUUUUUCUAAUCGUGAAAUGUGUUUGACAUCAAUCUUUUUACGCAGAUAUCUUUCACCACAGUCUUUUGGACCUUAACUGAGGCAUUGUGCUUUUUUUCCAUUGAUAUUCAUGUAGUGACCAUUUUUGUAUUUCUGAAAACUUUUCAUAUCAGUUGUAUUGUAAAUUAUAUCUAUUUUGUAUCACGCAAACUUUUCAUUUUCAUAAAAGAAAAAAAUGUUUUCUUAAAUGAU
Molecule: messenger RNA, 2934 nt
Organism: Scatophagus argus
Lineage: Eukaryota; Metazoa; Chordata; Actinopteri; Scatophagidae
Gene: s1pr5b
Product: sphingosine-1-phosphate receptor 5b
Exons: 2
Coding region: 375-1604 (409 amino acids)
Biological process (GO): G protein-coupled receptor signaling pathway
Cellular component (GO): membrane
Molecular function (GO): sphingosine-1-phosphate receptor activity
Source: RefSeq, a predicted model, not a curated record